CAGACGAGGCCACCAGUGUCAAACGAACCCUGCGAGCGAGAGGUGUGCCGCGUCCGUGCUCGACCUUAUAUAUGCCUUACCAGGUGGAGGACGAGGGCGACAUGGAGGAGGAGGAAGCGCGGAUAAGCGUGGUGGACGUCUACGACCUGGCCAGCGAGAUCGGGAAGGAGUUCGAGAAGAUCAUCGACCGGACGGGGGCAGAUGCGGUGACGGGUCUGAUGCCGCGGGUGAUCAGCGCCCUGGAGCACCUGGAGAAGCUGGCGACGAGGCACGAGAACACGUCCGCCUACAUCCAGGAGCUGAGGACGACCAUCGCCCACCUGGAGAACGAGAAGAUCGGCAAGGCGGAGGACAGGCAGCGAUACGAGAGGGAGCUUGAGGAUAUCGAGGACCGUCUUCGCGAGGAGAGUCAUGAGUUGGUGGCCAUGGUGGCGCGGCUCCAGGACGAAAACCGCAAGCUGUCCUCUUCGCUGGCCAAGACCGAGGGAACGCUUAUACACUCCAACGGCGCCACCCCCGAGGUCGACCUGAAGGUGGUGAAACAGCUACAGGAGGUCAUUGAGAGCCAGCGAGAGCAGCUUCACAAGACGGAGAAGGAGGCGCAUCUCAAGACCACGGAGCUGGACAACCUCAAGUCCCAGCUGGAGAAGGUGAACCACAUCAACCGCGAGCUUCGGCGGCGGCAGCGUACGAGCGUCUCCCAAAUGCGGAGCCUCAUCGACGAGCGCGCGGAGCUUCAGGCGGCGCUGCAGGAGGAGGCGCGCGAGGUGGCCGUCCUCAGGCAGCGGCUCGGACUGGCGCAGAAGGAGAAUGAGGACCUGGUGACUUACAGUACCGAGGCGCCGGACCUGACCAACAAGCUCGUGUAUGACCGCGACGACCCCAACCGGCCUCGCUUCACCAUGACGGAACUUAAGGAAAUUCUCUACGAACGCAACGAACUGAAGGCGCGCGUCUCAGACCUGGAGGACGAGCUUCAAGUGUUCCGGCCAAGGUCACAGCGGCAAAAAAGCCAUAUUCUGUGCCCACCUCUGGAUGACCUGGAUGACGGCCGGGUGACCUCCUCCACCACCACCACCACCACCACUGACCUCACCCCCCCUCCCUCUCUCUCCGACUCUCUCCCCAUCUCAGAGGAAGUUGGGGACGAGGAGGAUGAGGAGGAGGAGCUGGAGGAUGCCCCGGUUCAAGGACCCCUCCCCUAUGAACCUGAUGAUGCCCCAUGGAAGAAGGAGGAGAGUGGCAUUCGGAAGUUGUUAAGCCGCCUGACCCCACACCUUAACGAGUCCCUCUCACCUGUGGCCGCUCGCAGUUUCCGGCGCCUGUUCGGGGACGAAGGGAUGGGAGGCGCCCCGUCGACCACCUCCCCAGGAGCCGCCCCGCCCCGCCCCUCCACCUCCCCAAAGAAGCAUCUCCUGGGGCUGACGCGACCCUGAACGUUGCCCUGGGUCCAGUGUGGCUGGUGCUAGGGGCUGAACGGGGGCUGAGAGGGGGCUAGAAAGGGGGCUGAAGGGGGCUAUUGGAGACUAGAAAUGGGCUGAAAGACUAUAUUUGGGGGCUAGUUAUAUAUGGGCAACAGAAAGGGCUAAAUUUUGGGAAGAGUAAGGGUCUGAAAGGCUAUAUUUGGGGGCUAGUUAUAUAUGGACUACAGAAAGGGCUAAAUUUUGGGAAGAGAAGAGGCUGAAAGGGGGCUAGAGGGGGCUAUAUUUAGAUUACUGAGAGAUAUUUAUUUGGGGUACAGAGGGGGCUAAAUUUGAGGCUACGGAAAGGGCUAGAGGCCUAUAUUUUGGGGUAUUGAAAGAUCUGUAUUGGUUGUAUAGAAAGGGCUAAAUUUUGGGAAGAGCAAGGGCUGAAAGGGGCUACAGAAAGGACUAAAUAAGCCUACAUUUGGGUUUUUUGAAAGAUCUGUAUGUUGAUUAGAGAAAGGGCUGAAUUUGGGGUAGGGAAAGGGUUAGGAAGAGGACAUUGGGAAAGGCCUUUAUUUAUGAAUGGGCUGGUAGUACUGAUGAUGAUGAUGAUGAUUGACCCCUGCCCCCUGACCCCCCUUCAAGCCCCCUCCAGCCCUCACCCCCCCACCCACCCCCUGACCCUCACCCCCACACUGGAAGAAAAAAAAAGUAUAUUCUUAUGUGUCAAAAUAUCCCCUCCUGUUUCUUCCCUCCCUCCCUCCACCUUUUUCCUCCUCCUCCUCCUCCUCCUCCUCCUCCACCCUUUCCCUCCACCCAUAACUGUCUCUCCCUACUACUACUACUACUACUACUACUACUACCACUGAAGAAUAAAUUGUGGUAGAAGAAGAAGAAGAAGAAGAAGAAGAAGAUGAAGAAGAAGAAGAAGAAGAAAAAAAGAAGAAAUUUGAAGAGGAGGAGGAGGAGGAGGAGGAAGAGAGAUCGAAGAAGAAAAAGAAGAAGAAAAACGUUGCUAAAAAUCACCCUUGUUUACGUUUGUGUGUGUGUGUGUGUGUGCGUCCGUUUGUGCGACCUUAAAUACACACACACACACACAAACAAACAAACAAACAAAUUAUCGCAGUAUAUAUUAACAACAAAAAAAAUAUCAAACAUCACUAACUCAACAUCAUAUAAAUUCUCCGUUCGAAAUUCUCGCUUUUUUUUUGCAUUAUAAUUCUGUGUUUGUGCGUGCGUUUGUCCGUUUGUCCCCGUUUGUUAAGUCCAAGACAGAUUUAUUGGCUUUAUGUAUGUGUGUACGUAUUCUCAUGUGCGUAUUGCCCUGUGUGCGUCUGUGUGUGUGUGUGUGUUUGAUCCACACACACACACAUAAACACACACACAAGUUGUAUUAUUCUCAAAGAUGUUUUACUGAAUGUGUGUGUGUGUGUGUGUGUGUCUGUACGUUUUUUUCUAUGUCUACACACACACACACGCACACACACACACACACACACACUUACAUACAUUUGAAAGAAUAUAUGUAUAAAAUAUUUAGAGGAGGAGGAGGAGGAGGAGGAGGAAGGAGAAGAGGAAGAGUAUUAGCAUUAGUAUUAGGAAGAAUUUUAUAUAUUAUGCUUUAACGAGGAGGAGGAGGAGGAGGAGGAGGAAGAGGAGGAGGAGGAGAAAAUGGAGAGAAAGAGUAAAAAGUGAGGUGCUUGAAUUUAUUGGGGAGAGAGAGAGAGAGAGAGAGAGAGAGAGAGAGAGAGAGAGAGAGAGAGAGAGAGAGAGAGAGAGAAUAAAAGAGAAUAAGAGAGAGAGAAAGAGAGAGAUAACUCCACUUAUUUGAGGCUAAUGAGAAAGAAAACAAGAAAAAAAAACAAAAUAAAAAUGAACCUAAGACAAAGUAUAAACGAAAUGAUUAAACAAAAAAUCGCUAGACUCCGUAACCAAAGCGUUUGUACCACUGAGCCAGCAGCAUCCCGCCACCUCCCUCCUCCCAGCAUCCCUCGGCCCUCAUAUCCCACCCUGAGCAUCUCCACACACUCUCCAGGGCCAGUCUGUGCCUCUCUCUUCUCCCGGCAAUUAUAAUUAGUAUAAUUCACCAACCGUGAUUAUGUCCACAAUACUAUUAUUCAGGGGAGGGUCAGGGGCGUCGGACGACCCCCCAUCUACUAAAAGGUCCACUUUCUGAAAAGUCAAAAUGAGAAACUGGGAUGAAAAGUUCCAGUGUUUUGUUUUGACAGCAGGAAAUGCACCAGAAAUGUAAGUUUUUCAAAAUCCAGAACCCCUCCAGCUGAUCUGGCUCGCCUGGCUCACCACACGCUCCCCUUCUCGUGGCCAUGAAGGUCCACACUACUGGAAAAAGGAUGAACAGCUGGGUGGCCUCCAUGCCGAAUGCCCAGGGCAGGAUUCAAACCCAGGCCCACAGAAAUAUAGCUAGGCACACUACCCACUGCACCACGGGCACUAGUAUGCUUAUAUUGCCCUUCUUUACGAGAGUGCCGGGAGAUGCUCAGAGGGGAGGAGGAGUGCCGAGCGGAGCCAGGAAAAACGAACCCUUUGUGACACUGGCUUUAGUCUGUGUGUUUGUCUGUGUCUGUGUGUCUGUGUUAGCUUUGUAGGCCUAGCGACAAGGAGGAGGAGGAGGAGGAGGAGGAGGUGAUAGGUAGAUUACAUAGGUUCAAUAGAUGAGUUAUAUUUUGUGAAUUUUUAGACGAAUUAUUAUGUAAAGAUUAUUAUUAUUAUUAUCAAGGAGAGAGAGAGAGAGAGAGAGAGAGAAGAGAGAAGAGAGAGAGAGAGAGAGAGAGAGAGAGAGAGAGAGAGAGAGAGAGAGAGAGAGAGAGAGAGAGAGAGAGAGAGAGAGAGAAGACUAGAGAUUGUUAUGUAUAAACUUAAAACAUACAUACAUACAUACAUACACAUAUAUACACACACACACACACACACACACACAUACACGGUUUCUCUCUCUGUGUGCGCAUUCAUACCUACAUGUGUGUAUUGCUUUGUGUACAUACUAGCAGGUGUGUGUGUGUGUGUGUGUGUGUGUGUGUGUGUGUGAAACCAGUGCAACAAAACAACCACAGAACCACCCAUGUGCGUACACACACACACACACACACACACACACACUCACACACACACACACACACACACACACAACAGAGACAAUCAUGAAUGCCAUAUCCAUUUUUAAAGAGAGAGAGAGAGAGAGAGAGAGAGAGAGAGAGAGAGAGAGAGAGAGAGAGAGAGAGAGAGAGAGAGAGAGAGAGAGAGAGAGAGAGAGAGAGAGAGAGAGAGAGAGAGAGAGAGAGAGAGAGAGAGUUAACCUGCCAUCAAAUUUCUUUAACUAAAUCCACAUAAAAAGCUUUAAUUAGGAUAUAUUAGAUUAGCGUACAUGUGUGUGUGUAUGUGUGUGUGUGUGUAUGUGUGUGUGGUGUGUGUGCGUAUCUCUCUCCUUGUCUAUGUGCAUGUAUGUAUGUAUGUAUGUGUACUUUCAAUGUGCUUCCUAAACACACACACACACACACACACACACACACACACACACACACACACACACACACUUCUCGGACCAUUUAAUCUAAUAAUAAUAAUAAUAAUAAUAAUAAUAAUAAUAGAAUUUUCUAACAAGUUGUGAUCUUGAUAAGUAUUAGAGAGAGAGAAUAGAGAAAGUGAGAUUAGAGAGAGAGAUUAGAGAGAGAGAGAGAGAGCAAGGUUAGUGCCAAACAAACUAUACUAGAAAAAAAAAUAGAAAAAUAAUAAUAAUAAUAAUAAUAAUAAUAAUAAUAAUAAUAAUAAUAAUAAUAAUAAUAAUAGGUCAGUUUCAAUGUUAUUAUUAGUUAGAAAAAUGAAUAAUUACAUAGAAAAUUUAUUAUAUAGUUUUGUGUUAGAGAGAGAGAGAGAGAGAGAGAGAGAGAGAGAGAGAGAGAGAGAGAGAGAGAGAAAGUAUUAGAAAUAGCUUUAAUGUCUUUCUUGCUUUAAUAUUGUCUUGUCUUUGUUAGAGAGAGAGAGAGAGAGAGAGAGAGAGAGAGAGAGAGAGAGAGAGAGAGAGAGAGAGAGAGAUAAA
Eriocheir sinensis (Chinese mitten crab) is the source of this 5460-nucleotide messenger RNA. RefSeq names its product RILP-like protein homolog. Lineage: Eukaryota; Metazoa; Arthropoda; Malacostraca; Decapoda; Varunidae. Gene Ontology annotation, molecular function: protein dimerization activity. Gene Ontology annotation, biological process: cilium assembly. Bases 72 to 1436 code for a protein of 454 amino acids. The record is from RefSeq and is a predicted model, not a curated record. The transcript has 9 exons. Gene Ontology annotation, cellular component: ciliary basal body; cytoplasm.